AUGGAGCCAGCUCUCAGCCGACAGACAGCAGCCCUGACCAGAGCAGCCGUCGCAUUAGAGCGGGUGUGCUAGUGUGACGCAACGGAGGAAACGACGGAGAGCGAGAGAGAGCAAUCAGAGCGGGGCGGUUUCAUCCACUACUGAGGCUCCAAGACCUCAAUGGAAGAGAGGGAAAAAACAUAACAUUUUGACUGAAUAUGAAGGGUUUCUCGUUGGUAAAGACCAUUUUGCGAAGUGCUCGGACAAUACCCGCUCCAGCCAAUAUGAGUGCGGGAAUUCCUACAAAUACUGUCCGGGGGCAAUGCAGACGAAGGACUGUGUUGCACGGCUAAGUACAGGCGUGUGUCCGAAUAGUACAGUCAGUGCUAAGAGCGCAGCUUGCUGCUUCCACGUCGAAAAUCUAGCGGGUUGAAACUUCUGCAGUUUCGACCGAAAAGGGAUUGUCAGCCCACACAGAGAGCUGUAGAGAAGGGGUUCUCAGCCCAGACAGAGAGCUGUAGAGAAGGGGUUCUCAGCGCCGAGCAGUUGAGUUCACAAGCUAUUCCAGCAGUUCUCGAAAGACUGGAAGCCCGAGCUACCUGCUCUGACAGACGAAGGUUUGCGGCUCUCAUAAAUUGCCGUUAGCAAUAUGGAACGGGACAAGGCGAUCCACAUUGACCAUGUUCAGUGAAAUAUAAUAUAUGGAAAUAUCCCCGGAAAGCCAUCAGCUAUGUGUUGCAAGCCAUAAAAUGAACUAAAGCUUCGGCGAGUGUCGAAUUAUAAUGCUGGCCGAAGAGUACGCUUGGCAGAGGUGGUUCCACGCGCUCAGGCCUUUUUUGAGCAGCUGAGGAGGGGAGAUGGAGCAUUUAUUUUUCACGUCCUGCUGGUAAAACUCAGUCACAGCAUUGGGACAAUGAACUUUAUUUAAUCAAGACUACGCAAUCCUGUUAUUAUCGCUUCCAUCGACUGCCUCAUAACGGCAGCAGGGCCGGAGCCAUGAUCAACGCAGCAAUACAUCCUUCAUCCAUUUGUGAAUAAAUCAAGUUGAUUACUUUGAAAUGAACCUGUGUGUUAUUUGGUCAUUGGUUAUGUUCACAGAGAAGGGUGCUGGCCUGGGAUGUGAGAGUAGGUGUGGAGGCCUGGUGUUCUGGGAUUCCCGACUGGGGUGGAGCAUAUAGUGGGGACUUAGUCUAUGAGCAGAAAAGUGAUCAGGUUACCAAAUGCAUAGAGAGUGUUUCAGGUUACCAGGUGCACAGAGCGUGUUUGUGGUUCCUGACAGCGGGUCUAUAGAGGUCUUAGUGGCCAGGAAAUGGGUGCUUAAGUGCGGGUGCCCCGGUUCGCCUGGUGGCCCCAGGGAGAAGGCCCAUGUGUGCGAGUGACACUGGGGUGCCUCAGGUGGGGGAGAGGUCAGCAGGUGAUUGGGGGCCUGGAAGUCUGAUAGGCCCCAGGGAGAAGGCCCAUAUGUGUGAGUGCUCGUUUGGACAUAGUCUCUGGUGCAAAAGCUGGACUUUUUCAGCAGAGCUCUCUCAUUGAUUUGUAUUGCGUUCCCAUGUGCCUGUGGUUAAAAAUGGUGUAAGACAACCAGUGGUGUCCCCCCCUCCCUGAGUCUCCCUCAACCAGGCCAUGGACCCCCAGCCCGCCCCUGAGGGUCCAGGUCCAACAGACAGGUACCGGCGCGAUUUCAGAAACCUGGUUUUCGACAACUAGAGAACCAAGGCGGAGACUCCCAGGGAAUGUCAGGUUAUGUUACCCGUGUGCAGAUAUUAGGAAACAGACUAUUUUGAGGGUGCUGGGUCCUUCACACGCCCGGUUCUCACCCCAUGAAGACAGCCAUCACUUCGGCGACCUCCAGGUUGGUCUCUUAGCACCGGGGACGGUCUGGUGCAGUGGGUGUCCAUUUUGGGCUGGGCAUCCCAGCUCGGGCCCAGGCGGCCAUUUGGGAUCCAGGUCAAGGGAUCAAAAUACUUUGCCAGCUGGAGCGAGCACUCUACCUGUUGACCCAGCGAGCCAUAUGACCAGUGGAGGUUAGAGCAGUGUAGGAUCAUGUCUUCCUGAACUGUAUUCUCUCCCUCCCCAGGUUAGAGCAGUGAGGGAUCAUGUCUUCCUGAACUGUGAUCUCUCCCUCCCCCAGGUUAGAGCAGUGAGGGAUCAUGUCUUCCUGAACUGUAUUCUCUCCCUCCCCAGGUUAGAGCAGUGAGGGAUCAUGUCUUCCUGAACUGUAUUCUCUCCCUCCCCAGGUUAGAGCCGGGAGGGAUCAUGUCUUCCUGAACUGUGAUCUCUCCCUCCCCCAGGUUAGAGCCGGGAGGGAUCAUGUCUUCCUGAACUGUAUUCUCUCCCUCCCCCAGGUUAGAGCAGUGAGGGAUCAUGUCUUCCUGAACUGUAUUCUCUCCCUCCCCAGGUUAGAGCAGUGAGGGAUCAUGUCUUCCUGAACUGUAUUCUCUCCCUCCCCCAGGUUAGAGCAGUGAGGGAUCAUGUCUUCCUGAACUGUAUUCUCUCCCUCCCCCAGGUUAGAGCAGUGAGGGAUCAUGUCUUCCUGAACUGUGUUCUCUCCCUCCCCCAGGUUAGAGCAGUGUAGGAUCAUGUCUUCAGCGAAGCGUCCUCUCUGGCUGAACUGGGAUAACCCUGACAUCAUGAGUGAACUACUGUUUACUAACAACGAGGUCAUCUUCAAGAACGGAGAUGGUGAGGGGGGAGGGAGGGGUAUAGGGUGUUUGUGUGUGUGUUUCGGGAAGUGUGUAUAUGUUUAUGUAAUUGUAUUAUUGAUAUCAGAACUUUGACACUCCCUAAAACAUCCUCUGAACAGUGUUUGACACUCCCUAAAACAUCCUCUGAACUGUGUUUGACCCUCCCUAAAACAUCCUCUGAACUGUGUUUGACACACUCUAAAACAUCCUCUGAACUGUGUUUGACAUUCCCUAAAACAUCCUCUGAACUGUGUUUGACGCUCUCUAAAACAUCCUCUGAACUGUGUUUGACAUUCCCUAAAACAUCCUCUGAACUGUGUUUGACACUCCCUAAAACAUCCUCUGAACUGUGUUUGACAUUCCCUAAAACAUCCUCUGAACUGUGUUUGACACUCUCUAAAACAUCCUCUGAACUGUGUUUGACAUUCCCUAAAACAUCCUCUGAACUGUGUUUGACACUCCCUAAAACAUCCUCUGAACGGUGUUUGACACUCCCUAAAACAUCCUCUGAACUGUGUUUGACACUCCCUAAAACAUCCUCUGAACUGUGUUUGACACUCUCUAAAACAUCCUCUGAACUGUGUUUGACAUUCCCUAAAACAUCCUCUGAACUGUGUUUGACACUCCCUAAAACAUCCUCUGAACUGUGUUUGACACUCCCUAAAACAUCCUCUGAACUGUGUUUGACACUCCCUAAAACAUCCUCUGAACUGUAUUUGACACUCCCUAAAACAUCCUCUGAACUGUGUUUGACACUCCCUAAAACAUCCUCUGAACUGUUUGACACUCUCUAAAACAUCCUCUGAACUGUUUUAACAUUCCCUAAAACAUCCUCUGAACUGUGUUUGACACUCCCUAAAACAUCCUCUGAACUGUGUUUGACAUUCCCUAAAACAUCCUCUGAACUGUGUUUGACACUCCUUAAAACAUCCUCUGAACUGUGUUUGACACUCUCUAAAACAUCCUCUGAACUGUGUUUGACAUUCCCUAAAACGUCCUCUGAACUGUGUUUGACAUUCUCUAAAACAUCCUCUGAACUGUGUUUGACACUCCCUAAAACAUCCUCUGAACGGUGUUUGACACUCCCUAAAACAUCCUCUGAACUGUGUUUGACACCCCCUAAAACAUCCUCUGAACUGUGUUUGACACUCCUUAAAACAUCCUCUGAACUGUGUUUGACACUCUCUAAAAUAUCCUCUGAACUGUGUUUGACAUUCCCUAAAACAUCCUCUGAACGGUGUUUGACACUCCCUAAAACAUCCUCUGAACUGUGUUUGACACUCCCUAAAACAUCCUCUGAACGGUGUUUGACAUUCCCUAAAACAUCCUCUGAACUGUGUUUGACCCUCCCUAAAACAUCCUCUGAACUGUGUUUGACCCUCCCUAAAACAUCCUCUGAACUGUGUUUGACAUUCCCUAAAACAUCCUCUGAACUGUGUUUGACACUCCCUAAAACAUCCUCUGAACUGUGUUUGACAUUCUCUAAAACAUCCUCUGAACUGUGUUUGAUACUCCCUAAAACAUCCUCUGAACUGUGUUUGACAUUCUCUAAAACAUCCUCUGAACAGUGUUUGACAUUCCCUAAAACAUCCUCUGAACGGUGUUUGACAUUCCCUAAAACAUCCUCUGAACUGUGUUUGACAUUCCCUAAAACAUCCUCUGAACUGUGUUUGACACUCUCUAAAACAUCCUCUGAAUUGUGUUUGACACUCCCUAAAACAUCCUCUGAACUUUGUUUGACCCUCCCUAAAAAUCCUCUGAACAGUGUUUGACAUUCCCUAAAACAUCCUCUGAACUGUGUUUGACACUCCCUAAAACAUCCUCUGAACUGUGUUUGACAUUCCCUAAAACAUCCUCUGAACGGUGUUUGACACUCCCUAAAACAUCCUCUGAACUGUGUUUGACCCUCCCUAAAACAUCCUCUGAACGGUGUUUGACAUUCCGUAAAACAUCCUCUGAACUGUGUUUGACCCUCCCUAAAACAUCCUCUGAACUGUGUUUGACCCUCCCUAAAACAUCCUCUGAACUGUGUUUGACAUUCCCUAAAACAUCCUCUGAACUGUGUUUGACAUUCUCUAAAACAUCCUCUGAACUGUGUUUGACACUCCCUAAAACAUCCUCUGAACUGUGUUUGACAUUCUCUAAAACAUCCUCUGAACUGUGUUUGACACUCCCUAAAACAUCCUCUGAACUGUGUUUGACAUUCUCUAAAACAUCCUCUGAACUGUGUUUGAUACUCCCUAAAACAUCCUCUGAACUGUGUUUGACAUUCUCUAAAACAUCCUCUGAACAGUGUUUGACAUUCCCUAAAACAUCCUCUGAACGGUGUUUGACAUUCCCUAAAACAUCCUCUGAACUGUGUUUGACAUUCCCUAAAACAUCCUCUGAACGGUGUUUGACAUUCCCUAAAACAUCCUCUGAACUGUGUUUGACAUUCCCUAAAACAUCCUCUGAAUUGUGUUUGACACUCCCUAAAACAUCCUCUGAACUUUGUUUGACCCUCCCUAAAAAUCCUCUGAACAGUGUUUGACAUUCCCUAAAACAUCCUCUGAACUGUGUUUGACACUCCCUAAAACAUCCUCUGAACUGUGUUUGACACUCCCUAAAACAUCCUCUGAACUGUGUUUGACAUUCCCUAAAACAUCCUCUGAACAGUGUUUGACAUUCCCUAAAACAUCCUCUGAACUGUGUUUGACCCUCCCUAAAACAUCCUCUGAACUGUGUUUGACACUCCCUAAAACAUCCUCUGAACUGUGUUUGACACUCCCUAAAACAUCCUCUGAACUGUGUUUGACACUCCCUAAAACAUCCUCUGAACUGUGUUUGACACCCCCUAAAACAUCCUCUGAACUGUGUUUGACACUCCCUAAAAAUCCUCUGAACAGUGUUUGACAUUCCCUAAAACAUCCUCUGAACUGUGUUUGACACUCCCUAAAACACCCUCUGAACUGUGUUUGACAUUCCCUAAAACAUCCUCUGAACUGUGUUUGACACUCCCUAAAACAUCCUCUGAACUGUGUUUGACAUACCCUAAAACAUCCUCUGAACUGUGUUUGACACCCCCUAAAACAUCCUCUGAACUGUGUUUGACACUCCCUAAAAAUCUUCUGAACAGUGUUUGACAUUCCCUAAAACAUCCUCUGAACUGUGUUUGACACUCCCUAAAACAUCCUCUGAACUGUGUUUGACAUUCCCUAAAACAUUUACAUUUACAUUUUACAUUUUAGUCAUUUAGCAGACGCUCUUAACCAGAGCGACUUACAGGAGCAAUUAGGGUUAAGUGCCUUGCUCAAGGGCACAUUAACGUCAUUUAGCAGACGCUCUUAGCCAGAGCGACUCACAAAUUGGUGCGUUCACCCUAUAGCCAGUGGGAUAACCACUUUACAAUUUGGGGGGGGGGGGGGGGGGGGGGUUAGAAGGAAUACUUUAGCCUAUCCCAGGUAUUCCUUAAAGAGGUGGGGUUUCAAAUGUCUCCGGAAGGUGGUGAGUGACUCCGCUGUCCUGGCGUCGUGAGGGAGCUUGUUCCACCAUUGGGGUGCCAGAGCAGCGAACAGUUUUGACUGGGCUGAGGGGGAGCUGUGCUUCCGCAGAGGAAGGGGAGCCAGCAGGCCAGAGGUGGAUGAACGCAAUGUCCUCGUUUGGGUGUAGGGACUGAUCAGAGCCUGAAGGUACAGGGGUGCCGUUCCCCUCACUGCUCCAAAGGCAAGCACCAUGGUCUUGUAGCGGAUGCGAGCUUCAAUUGGAAGCCAGUGGAGUGUGCGGAGGAGGGGGGUGACGUGAGAGAACUUGGGAAGGUUGAACACCAGACGGGCUGCGGCAUUCUGGAUGAGUUGUAGGGGUUUAAUGGCACAGGCAGGGAGCCCAGCCAACAGCGAGUUGCAGUAGUCCAGACGGGAGAUGACAAGUGCCUGGACCAGGACCUGCGCCGCUUCCUGUGUAAGGCAGGGUCGCACUCUCCGAAUGUUGUAGAGCAUGAACCUGCAGGAGCGGGUCACCGCCUUGAUGUUGGCGGAGAACGACAGGGUGUUGUCCAGGGUCACGCCUAGGCUCUUCGCACUCUGGGAGGAGGACACAGCGGAGUUGUCUACCGUGAUGGCGAGAUCAUGGAACGGGCAGUCCUUCCCGGGGAGGAAGAGCAGCUCCGUCUUGCCAGGGUUCAGCUUGAGGUGGUGAUCCGUCAUCCAUACUGAUAUGUCUGCCAGACAUGCAGAGAUGCGAUUCGCCACCUGGUGAUCAGAAGGGGGAAAGGAGAAGAUUAGUUGUGUAUCGUCAGCGUAGCAAUGAUAGGAAAGGCCAUGUGAGGAUAUGACAGAGCCAAGUGACUUGGUGUAUAGGGAGAAAAGGAGAGGGCCCAAAACCGAUCCCUGGGGGACACCAGUGGUGAGAGCACGUGGUGCGGAGACAGCUUCCCGCCACGCCACUUGGUAGGAGCGACCGGUCAGGUAGGACGCAAUCCAGGAGUGAGCCGCGCCGGAGAUGCCCAUUUCGGAGAGGGUGGAGAGGAGGAUCUGAUGGUUCACAGUAUCAAAGGCAGCAGACAGAUCUAGAAGGACAAGAGCAGAGGAGAGAGAGUUAGCUUUAGCAGUGCGGAGAGUCUCUGUGACACAGAGAAGAGCAGUCUCAGUUGAAUGACCAGUCCUGAAACCUGAUUGGUUUGGAUCAAGAAGGUCAUUCUGAGAGAGAUAGCAAGAGAGUUCAGAGGAUGUUUUAGGGAGUGUCAAACACAUCCUCUGAACUGUGUUUGACACUCCCUAAAACAUCCUCUGAACUGUGUUUGACACUCCCUAAAACAUCCUCUGAACUUUGUUUGACCCUCCCUAAAAAUCCUCUGAACAGUGUUUGACAUUCCCUAAAACAUCCUCUGAACUGUGUUUGACACUCCCUAAAACAUCCUCUGAACUGUGUUUGACACUCCCUAAAACAUCCUCUGAACUGUGUUUGACAUUCCCUAAAACAUCCUCUGAACAGUGUUUGACAUUCCCUAAAACAUCCUCUGAACUGUGUUUGACCCUCCCUAAAACAUCCUCUGAACUGUGUUUGACACUCCCUAAAACAUCCUCUGAACUGUGUUUGACACUCCCUAAAACAUCCUCUGAACUGUGUUUGACACUCCCUAAAACAUCCUCUGAACUGUGUUUGACACCCCCUAAAACAUCAUCUGAACUGUGUUUGACACUCCUUAAAACAUCCUCUGAACUGUGUUUGACACUCUCUAAAACAUCCUCUGAACUGUGUUUGACACUCCCUAAAACAUCCUCUGAACUGUGUUUGACACUCUCUAAAAUAUGCUCUGAACUGUGUUUGACACUCCCUAAAACAUCCUCUGAACGGUGUUUGACACUCCCUAAAACAUCCUCUGAACUGUGUUUGACACUCCCUAAAACAUCCUCUGAACUGUGUUUGACCCUCCCUAAAACAUCCUCUGAACUGUGUUUGACAUUCCCUAAAACAUCCUCUGAACUGUGUUUGACACUCCCUAAAACAUCCUCUGAACUGUGUUUGACACUCCCUAAAACAUCCUCUGAACUGUGUUUGACACUCCCUAAAACAUCCUCUGAACUGUGUUUGACACUCCCUAAAACAUCCUCUGAACUGUGUUUGACACUCCCUAAAACAUCCUCUGAACGGUGUUUGACAUUCCCUAAAACAUCCUCUGAACGGUGUUUGACAUUCCCUAAAACAUCCUCUGAACUGUGUUUGACACUCCCUAAAACAUCCUCUGAACUGUGUUUGACCCUCCCUAAAACAUCCUCUGAACUGUGUUUGACAUUCUCUAAAACAUCCUCUGAACUGUGUUUGACAUUCCCUAAAACAUCCUCUGAACUGUGUUUGACACUCCCUAAAACAUCCUCUGAACUGUGUUUGACAUUCUCUAAAACAUCCUCUGAACUGUGUUUGACACUCCCUAAAACAUCCUCUGAACGGUGUUUGACAUUCCCUAAAACAUCCUCUGAACUGUGUUUGACAUUCCCUAAAACAUCCUCUGAACGGUGUUUGACAUUCCCUAAAACAUCCUCUGAACUGUGUUUGACAUUCCCUAAAACAUCCUCUGAACUGUGUUUGACACUCUCUAAAACAUCCUCUGAA
Messenger RNA from Coregonus sp. 'balchen', 8750 nucleotides. The record is from the annotation of a GenBank genome assembly. Lineage: Eukaryota; Metazoa; Chordata; Actinopteri; Salmoniformes; Salmonidae.